GAUCCCCCUGGCCAUGUGAGUCAGAAAGGCUUCAUGGGGCUGGCGAGACAGCAGCAAUCGAGCUCACAGACGAGAUCCAAGAGCCUCUGUACUUGGACACCCCCCCGGAGAUAGCAAGUACUUCAAGCUUCAAAGACAUGGAGGCCGAACCAGCAUCGGAGGCUUCGGCGAAAAAGGAGGACUGCGACCGGAACCAUCUUCAGCAGCUUGCAAUUCAGAUUGAGGAGUUACAGCAGCAGCUGCUGGCAGCACAA
Messenger RNA from Symbiodinium pilosum, 254 nucleotides. The record is from the annotation of a GenBank genome assembly. NCBI's taxonomy places the organism in Eukaryota, Dinophyceae, Suessiales, Symbiodiniaceae.